This is a messenger RNA of Jaculus jaculus (lesser Egyptian jerboa), 1829 nucleotides long. It is a transcript of the gene Entpd5, whose product is annotated as ectonucleoside triphosphate diphosphohydrolase 5 (inactive). The record is from RefSeq and is a predicted model, not a curated record. Gene Ontology annotation, biological process: nucleoside diphosphate catabolic process. The transcript is spliced from 13 exons. Gene Ontology annotation, cellular component: membrane. The coding region runs from base 14 to 1318 and encodes 434 amino acids. Lineage: Eukaryota; Metazoa; Chordata; Mammalia; Rodentia; Dipodidae. Gene Ontology annotation, molecular function: UDP phosphatase activity; GDP phosphatase activity.
AAGCCUUCAGUGAAUGCAUCUUGGGAAGAAUAUGGCCAGUUCCUUGAUAGCAGUCUUCUUCAUGCUGGGGAUAUCCCAUGUUUGCAGCUCGGUCUUCCGCAGAGAGCAGCAGACGUGGUUUGAGGGCGUCUUCUUAUCUUCCAUGUGCCCUAUCAAUGUCAGCGCCAGCACUGUGUAUGGAAUUAUGUUUGACGCGGGGAGCACUGGAACUCGAAUUCAUGUUUACACUUUCGUGCAGAAAAUGCCAGGACAGCUGCCCUUUCUGGAAGGUGAAAUUUUUGAUUCUGUGAAGCCAGGACUCUCUGCUUUUGUAGAUCAACCAAAGCAAGGUGCUGAAACUGUACAAAGGCUCCUAGAGGUGGCCAAAGAUUCAAUCCCCAGAAGUCACUGGAAAAAGACACCAGUGGUUCUGAAGGCAACAGCAGGACUACGCUUACUGCCAGAACAGAAAGCCCAGGCUCUGCUCUUUGAGGUAGAGGAAAUCUUCAAGAAGUCCCCUUUCCUUGUCCCAGAUGACAGCGUUGGUAUCAUGGAUGGAUCCUAUGAAGGCAUAUUAGCUUGGGUUACUGUGAAUUUUCUAAGAGGUCAGCUACAUGGUCAUGGGCAGGAGACUAUGGGAACCCUGGACCUGGGAGGUGCUUCCACCCAAAUCACAUUCCUGCCCCAGUUUGAGAAAACCCUGGAACAAACCCCUAGGGGCUACCUCACUUCCUUUGAGAUGUUUAACAGCACUUUUAAGCUCUAUACACACAGUUACCUGGGAUUUGGAUUGAAAGCUGCAAGACUAGCAACUCUGGGAGCCCUGGAAACAGAAGGGAUUGAUGGACAUACUUUCCGAAGUGCCUGUUUACCAAGAUGGUUGGAAGCAGAGUGGAUUUUUGGGGGUGUGAAAUACCAGUAUGGUGGCAACCAAGAAGGAGCAAUGGGCUUUGAGCCCUGCUACUCUGAGGUGCUGGGGGUGGUGCAAGGAAAACUUCACCAGCCAGAGGAGAUCCGGAGAAGCUCUUUCUAUGCUUUCUCUUACUACUAUGAUCGAGCUGUUGACACACACUUGAUUGAUUAUGAAAAGGGGGGUGUUUUGAAAGUUGAAGAUUUUGAAAGGAAAGCCAGGGAAGUGUGUGAUAACUUGGAGAACUUCACCUCAGGCAGUCCUUUCCUCUGCAUGGAUCUCAGCUACAUCACAGCCUUGUUGAAAGAGGGCUUUGGCUUUGCAGACAGCACCCUCUUGCAGCUCACCAAAAAAGUGAACAACAUAGAAACAGGCUGGGCCUUGGGAGCCACCUUUCACCUGUUGCAGUCUCUGGGAAUCUCCGAGUAAGGCCUGCAUUUGCCAACCUUUCUCAGUGGAGGAGAGAGGAUUUGGGCAUUAUCUGAGCUCAUCUGGAGUCUGAAGCCCAGCAACUGACUAUCUAAAAAAAAAUUGUUUUUGUAGUCUUGCUCCUUGAGCCUGGAGAUUUGGGUUUAAUUAAUUUUACACACCUACUGUGAACUGUUAACCACUUGGUGGGGUGCACAACUGGCACUGGAAUGUAAAUCUUUUGAGAUUCUUUGUGUGUCACAGAGAGCCCUGAGAGGAAAAAAAUAGCUUUGGGCUGGGAGUGAUGGUGUGCCCCUUUAAUCCCAGCACUUGGGAGACACAGGUAGGAGGAUCACCGUGAGUUCGAGGCCACCCUGACACUACACAGUGAAUUCCAGGUCAGCCUGAGCUAGAGUGAGACCCUACCUCAAAAAAACAACAACAACAAAAAAACUUUGGAACUCAAAUGUUAAAGAGUUAGAGCUCCGGGAUAGGUCCCUGAGAAUCAAAGAAAAAUCUCAUUUCAACCUUU